UGCUUUAUUUUCGUCUCUGUUAGACAUAAUGCAGUUCGCAAUCCUCGUCGUGACCUUAGCCGUGGGCGUCUCCGCGCAGUUCUUCCCCCAACAGGAACUGUCCUUCGCCAUCCAGCCGCCUCCAGUCCAGCAGCCCCUAGGGGCCCAGCAGUUCGCUCAGCAGAACUACGCGCACAGAGCCGUAGUGGCUAACGCCGAGAGAGAGGCACAGUUGCCCGCACAUCUGCUCAACCCAUUCUACAAGAACCAGCGGAUCGCAGGGGCUCUCGCCAAGGAGAGUUGGUUCACUCCCGGUGAGAACCUCGUGGUGGACCGAGAGGCCGAGAAGAUCCCCCGCCAGAGGAUAUACUCCGUGCUCAAGAAUGCAGGCCUCGUCAACCGCAGGAGAAGGUAGAGUGAUCUCAGUGAACAGUGGAAGUGACGUACAACUUGUAACUUCAUAUGUGCCUUAAAUUUGAACAAUUCUGACCAAUCAUGAUCAGUACUCAGAUUAUGAAUAAGUAAAAAUCAAGACUUCAAAAUUUCACAAGUUAGCUUUUUGAAAAGGUUUUAAUCUAGGUUAUUCUCAGAUGGCACCAGGUUGCCAAACAGCUCAUCCAACCAAUCUUUCAAAUCUUCAGCAAACAUGUUAGUGUGGUACAUAGACGUAACAUCAUUGUAAAUAGCCAUCAUCAUACCAUUGGAAUAACUUAAGUCCAUUUCACUAUGUAUAUAAGUAUUUUGUUAUAGUGUCAAAUUAAAAUGUUAAUUUAG
Homalodisca vitripennis (glassy-winged sharpshooter) is the source of this 753-nucleotide messenger RNA. RefSeq lists its product as uncharacterized. The transcript has 2 exons. Bases 29 to 394 code for a protein of 121 amino acids. The record is from RefSeq and is a predicted model, not a curated record. Lineage: Eukaryota; Metazoa; Arthropoda; Insecta; Hemiptera; Cicadellidae.